Molecule: messenger RNA, 2097 nt
Organism: Pochonia chlamydosporia 170
Lineage: Eukaryota; Fungi; Ascomycota; Sordariomycetes; Hypocreales; Clavicipitaceae
Product: RNA binding protein Nrd1
Exons: 6
Coding region: 1-2097 (698 amino acids)
Cellular component (GO): nucleus
Molecular function (GO): RNA binding
Source: RefSeq, a predicted model, not a curated record
AUGGCAUCUGCAGUAACAGACUUGGAGGCUGGCCUUCAGGCCAUGCUAAAUUUGAAACCACCCGGUGUCUCUGGAUCCCGUAUCACUAGUUUAACAUCGCUGUGCGUUUCCAAUAUUCAGUCUGAAUCCGUACUCAUUCAGAAGAUCUACACACACUUCAAAAAGGCACCUGGGACACACAAGUUGGGGGUUCUCUACGUAGUAGAUUCUGUAACCCGAAAAUGGCUCGAGCAAGCAAAAGCUCAAGGACAACCAGUAAACAGCUCUGCACCAGAUGGUACAUAUGCCGCCGGCGUACAUCGAGUGACGGAACUUAUGCCCGUGCUAAUGAAUGAUAUUCUCCAAACCGCCCCGGAAGAACAAAAGGAGAAAAUUAAGAAGCUCUUGGACAUCUGGGAGAAGGGACAGACCUUCCCCACGCAGAUGAUAGAGUCGUUCAAAGAGAAGUUGACCACACCCCCAUCAAAAACUUCAACAACUCCUCCAGGAAGCCCACCCGCUUCCGCCCUGGCUGCCUUGCAGUCUCAAGCUCCCCCCGCGGCAGCACCAGCUCCGAAUAGCUCAUCUAUUCUAGAAGCCCUCGCAAACAUGGCCAGGCAAACUUCAACUCCUGGCGGCGGCAGCCACAACUCUGGCCUGCCGGCACCAGCAGCACAGUAUAACAUGCCACCCUCUACACUUCCCCAGCCGGUCUCAUCAACUACAAUGCCGCACCCACACCACCAAGCGCAGCCGUCAUAUCCUCCGACAUCACAGCCUGUAGCCGUGCCGUCGCUGCCAUUCUCGCUCCCACAAUUGUCUGGCCAAGCCCCAGCGUUGCCUAACAACGCGAGUAAUCUCCCCAACCCUUAUGCCGCUGCAAACCCAGCUGCACCUGGCGCCGGUGGAUCAUUAGACCCGUCUGUGCAACAACAGAUUAUGUUGAUCAAGGCUCUCGCUGACCAAGGUGUUCCAUUUGAUAAAAUUCCUUCUCUGAUCCAGAGCAUGACGAACAAUAAUCCUGCCGCCAACAGUGCUCCUGCUCCCCAUACGGGCUUCCAGCCUCCUGUUCCGGCAGCACAAGGAACGUUUUCCACCAGCGGUCAACAGCCGUGGGGUGGUCCCAUGCCCGUGUCUGGUGACGGCCGUGAUAGAGGGUACCAGGACGGUAUCAGAUCCCCGAGAUACCGUGGUCGAUCCAGAUCUAGGUCUCCCGAUCGCGGUUGGGGUUCUCGUGAUUCUCCUCGUGGUGGGCGGGAUAGAGGUGGCCACGGACGUAACUCUCCCCUUAAUGGUCGUCAUGAUGACCGUGAUCGCAACGGUCGUGGAGGAAGCGAUUAUCGUCAGCGUAGUCCUCCAGGUCGCCGUGGUCGAAGUUCUACUCCGCCUGAUAGCUUCCCUCAUGUGGAAAGAUGGGUCGAUUAUGAUCCCAGUGUUCCCUCUGGCAGUAUCAGAGUGUUCAGCCGAACCCUCUUCGUUGGCGGCGUAACAUGCUCCGAACCUGAGCUCCGACGAGUAUUUACUCGCUUCGGCACCGUUCAGACUUGCAUCGUCAACAAGGACAAACGCCAUGCAUUCGUCAAGAUGCUCACCCGCAAGGAUGCCGUCAAUGCCAAAGAAAACAUGGAAGAUGCCCGCACCAGCGAGCUUCCCCUCCGAACUCGUUGGGGUGUUGGCUUUGGCCCCCGCGACUGCAGCGACUACGCCACGGGCAUCAGCAUCAUCCCCAUCCACAAGCUCACCGAAGCUGAUCGCAAAUGGAUCCUCACUGCCCCUUACGGCGGCAGCGGCGGCCGUCCCAUCGAGUCGGGCCUCUCCGUCGAAGAGCCCGACAUCGAAAUCGGCGCCGGUGUCUCAUCCAAGGCCAUCAGCCGCCGUAUGCAGACCGACAAGGGCGGCAGCAACGGACCCAAGUCCACCAGGAACCGUGAGGACGAGCCCAGAAGCGGUCGUCGUGGUCGAGACGACAGCGAUGGGCCUCCUCCUCGCGGCCGCGAUCAAGGAAACACUGGCCAGGGCAUGGCUCCUUCGUUUCCCUUCGGAAUCGGGACUUUGCCCAACGGGAUGCCGAAUUUCCCUGCUGGGUUUUCGUUUCCCGAUCCCAGCGGUGGGCGUUAG